GGACUGUAUGUUGCUCUUGAUGUGAUGAUAUCCUGAAAUUCUACAAUGUCUCUACAAGCAAUGGAUAUCGUUUUGAUAUGCAUAGGCUCCGUUGUGAUAUUCCUAGUUUUUUCUGCUUUUCUGCUAUAUUUAUUCAUUAAGUGGCAACAGACAAAGAGGCAACAGAAGCCGAUAGCAGCGCAAAAUGUCGCCAAGAACUACAAUCUGGAUCGACCACCUUCGAUUAAAAUUUCGUCAAGAACCAGUGCGACUCAAACAACCGUCACUAUGAGCUCAUUUCUUGAGACAUACCUGAGUAAUGACGAAACUCAAGAGCGAUGGAAAGCCGAAUCCGGACAAAGAGAGCUGCCAGUGCCAAUCACUACAUUGGGCUUGCGAAGAACACGAGAUGAAAACCAAUCGGGAUUUUAUGAGGAGUUAUAUUGAUACAAAUUCUAUGAGUAAAUAACCUCCCGAAUGAAGAAGACUAGUUAAUUUGCAUAUUGCACAACAUACUUGACGGC
This is a messenger RNA of Cylicocyclus nassatus, 503 nucleotides long. NCBI's taxonomy places the organism in Eukaryota, Metazoa, Nematoda, Chromadorea, Rhabditida, Strongylidae. The record is from the annotation of a GenBank genome assembly.